UUUAUGAAUGUUGUGAGCAACGGAAAAGGAAAGGUUGUAGUGUUGUAAUGUAACAGAAAAAGAAACAUUACGCGCGUAAAAGCCGCGAAGAAUUGGGAAAUCCGUCCGAGAACACCCCCGAAGCUGUCAGCACUUUGGAUUCGAAGGAGAAAGGGAGAAAGAGAGAGAAGAGAAAACAAAAAAAACUUAGAGAAGAGAGGGAGAGAGAAAGAGAAGAAAAUAAUAUUAAGAAAAGCUCAGAAACUUUGAGGGAGGAAUUGAUUAGAAAAGGAUCAUGGAGAUUGUCAUCUUCCAAUGAUCCCUUCAACCCCACAAAUUUUCUCGUUUGGAUUUGGCGUCAAAGCUUGAUUCUCAAUUGCUGCCAUUCCAAACACCUCUUUCUUUUCUCUUUCUCUCUCUCUCUUUUUCUAUCUCUUUCUCUUCUUCUCUCAUCUCCUUUUCUCUCUUUCAUCUGCAUUGUCCCUUUCCACUGCAGAAGGAGGCUCAUAAGGAAAGCCAGAACAUUUUGGAUUUUUAAGAGGAGUUUUGUUUCUGGGUCGGGACUUGAAUUGGGUUUAUGGGUUUUGACAAGGAAAGAGUCCAGUUUUGGUGACACACGAGGUGCUGCUGCCAUGUCUGGAAACAGAAAUCCAGAAAUGGGGGGUUCUCCUAGCAAUGUGGGUCAGCAACAAAAGAGGGUCUAUCAAGUUUGGAGAGGAGGAAACAAGUUUUUCUGUGGUGGGAGGGUGAUAUUUGGUCCAGAUGUUGCUUCCCUGUUUCUUACAACAUUCCUAAUCGCUGCACCUGCAAUUGCAUUUUGUUUAAAAUUAUAUUUUCAAAUCAAGAAGAAUGAUGAGCUUUCUCAUGAAUUUUGGUUUCCUGUAGUGGUUGUGGGUGCAGUUCUCACUUUUUUGGAUUUAAUUUUCCUCCUCAUGACUUCUGGGAGAGAUCCUGGAAUUGUCCCUAGAAAUUCAAGACCUCCUGAAUUUGACGAUACAUUUGAUAUACCUACCCCUUCCAUGGAAUGGAUUAAUGGCGCAACCCCUCAUCUGAAACUACCUCGAACUAAAGAUGUUGUUGUUAAUGGACACAUAGUGAAAGUAAAGUUCUGUGAUACGUGCUUGCUUUAUCGCCCUCCUCGUACUUCUCAUUGUUCUAUAUGCAACAAUUGUGUCGAGAGAUUUGAUCAUCACUGUCCCUGGGUUGGUCAGUGCAUUGGAACACGUAACUAUCGAUACUUCUUCAUGUUCAUUUUGACAUCAACCAUUUUGUGCCUAUACGUCUUCGUGUUCACUUGUAUCAGUGUUUCCCAGCAAAAUGUUUGGAGGACAAUAUUACAUGAUUAUUUAGCAGAUUUUCUGAUGAUAUACUGCUUUAUAGCUGUUUGGUUUGUUGGUGGCCUCACAACUUUCCAUUUCUAUCUCAUUUGUACAAACCAGACAACUUAUGAGAACUUCCGAUAUCAGUAUGACAAAAAAGGCAACCCAUUCAAUAGGGGAUCAUGCAGAAAUAUCAAUGAAACACUUUGUUCCAGCAUUCCUCGUUCGAAGAAUAACUUCCGAGGAUUUGUUGUGGAGGAUGAACACAUGAUGGUGGGAUCGCUGACUCCAAACAAUGCGGAUGGAAUUUUGACCCCAAAGGAGAAAAUUGACCUUGAAAUGGGAUCUAUGCGUGCAGAAGAUGGUCGUUUACCUAUUCCUGAACUUCUGCGAAAUUUUGAUUUUGAUAAUUUUGAUGAUGACAUAAAGUUUGCAGAUGAGGGGCAGCGGUCUUUCGAUCCGUUCUACAGCAUCGAGGAUGAUGCAAAAGGCUCGGCACGAACAUCCAACGCAACGGUUUUAAAUUUCCAAAGCAUAAGUGAAGAUGAAAUGGAAGAGUAUGUGCAAAGCUCCCAUGCUGGAGGAAGAGCCAGAGACUCUGCUCAAAGACACGCUACUUCUGAUGGAACCUACACAAAUAAGGAAACUAAUAGCAGGAAUCACCCACAUUAAGCCACAAUGCCAGCUUUUAGUUUUUAUGCAUAGAGGUUUGCUGCCGGUCCCUCUGAUUGCUUGUGUGCCUUGAAGUAAACACUGAGGAUGGUUUGGUUCCUUCCAUCCACACUUGCAGCAAUUUGUGGUUUUGUAAGAAUUUUCAAUAUGCUGACUCAUGCAAGUUCUUUGAUGCUAUUCAUGCUGGAAAUGGGGAGAUUGAGCUUGCACUUCUCUCUCAUUUUAGCAUAAAAGUGUGGCAAGUGUUUGUUGUAAGCUGUAAAUGCCACUUGCAUUCAAAAUAAUGCAGAAAGAUUGUCUGGCUAAGUUUAUGAUAGGUGCUCCUGGUGUGCCUAUCUCUUCCACUCAA
Vigna angularis (adzuki bean) is the source of this 2319-nucleotide messenger RNA. RefSeq names its product probable protein S-acyltransferase 4. The transcript is spliced from 6 exons. Gene Ontology annotation, biological process: protein targeting to membrane; peptidyl-L-cysteine S-palmitoylation. The record is from RefSeq and is a predicted model, not a curated record. Gene Ontology annotation, molecular function: protein-cysteine S-palmitoyltransferase activity. NCBI's taxonomy places the organism in Eukaryota, Viridiplantae, Streptophyta, Magnoliopsida, Fabales, Fabaceae. Gene Ontology annotation, cellular component: Golgi apparatus; endoplasmic reticulum. Bases 612 to 1970 code for a protein of 452 amino acids.